AUCAGAGACGUCGAUGGUGGAAACCGGGAAAUGAUAAGUAACAAGAAGACGGAAAACAAAAGAAGUUCAUAUUAAACAACUAUAGUGUAAUAACCAACGUUGUAUACACGUAUCUUUCGUUGCAGUACUGGUUAUGUCUCGCUUGAAGAAUCGCAUUUGGGUUCUCCGGGAUGAUCUAUAUUAAUGCCCCGUAAAGCCUUAAAGAAAGACAAGCCUCCCCUGUUGUUCGUGGAGCAGCCUGUGCGUGGAGCCAGACUCCAAAAUGUGCCUGAAGUCCGAGCAGCACUCAACCCCAAAGAGUUUUUCCCAGAGACACAGGCCGAGAACAGCUCAACUCUAACCUCUUGGGUAAGACCGCAAUUUGACAGCUCCAUUGCAGCUGCACUGCCAGCGAGGCGAGGGAGGAGAAAAUUCCUCUCUGCCACAAGCGUCCUUGACGCUUGCAGCUCGCUGUCCUCGAAGAAGAGCGUGUGCAAAUUCCCCUCGUUGUCGUUUCACACCAGGUCAAGAGACCAAUCUCAUCAACCAAAGAGCGCACGCACAAAGAAACCUACAGAGUCCACCGUUGUGUCUGAUCAACCGCGGGGAUCGCGCCAAACCAAGAGGACGGUUUCUGGUGCGCAACACUCUGACACGCCGAAGAAACCGCCCUCCUCAAUCAAAAUAAGCAAUGGAGACUGUGCUGCAUCCUGUAGCAGACGUGUGGACCGGCCUGAAACUCCAUCUAUUCAAGUGACGGAGAAAUGCGGAGCAUCGGCAGACGGUGUGUCAACGCCUGCCUCAAAUGAGUCCAGAGACACGGAGGUCAGCGGUGUCAGUCCACCGCCUGAUGUGGACACUCCAAAAGUAAUCAAAGGAGGGAGUAGCUGUGACCCUUUGCCCUCUCUACGAUUGCUAGAAGCUCAAACAUCUACGCCACCAUGUAACCUGCAGCCUGACAUUUUAGUGGCGGACACACCAGAGCGGGAUUAUGGGGUGAAGGUGACAUGGAGGAGGAGGAGGGGUUUGAUGAUGUUGUUAAGAGAGAGGGGCUAUCUCUCUGAUUCAGAUGCCUUAAUUAAAAGGUGAUGAGAUUGUGUAAGACGAUUACGGGGGAGUCAACUGAGAAAGUGACAUAUUAUUCAACAAACUACUUCAAUGACAAGAAUCCUUUCUAUGAACAAUUUUUUUUAUUGCACUGAAUGGAACUGCUCUAUUUUAAAGUCAUGAUUACAUUUCAGUUCAUUGACUAUUUACUUUAAAUGCCAUUAUAAUAAGGACAUUAUGAACUUACCCAUCCAUACUUCACAAUCCAUACUUCACAAUCCAAAGUUUUCAUCAUUGUAAUAAUCAAAUCACAUAAUGGACAAAUUAAAAUGGCAUUAAUUACAAUAUUAUUAAAAUAUUAGAUAUUUCCAUGAGUGGGAAAUAAUAAAUAAUUUUCAAUUGUAUUGUAUUUUUGGAAAUAGGAGGCAAUCCACUUUGUUUAUAUCCUGUAUAAUAGUGACUUAGCAAACAGCCUUUUGUUUGUUAUUCUCACGUUCUUCGAUUUUUAAUGGUAGAAGUGUGGGGAAAAGGUCAUCUUUCUGUGGAUAUAUCGAGCAGACACUAUUAAUUUGGGAAAUCUUCAGUCAGUGGAGUAAUAAAAUAACAGAUGAGGCUGCUAAAUGAACGUCCGAUCACUGCUUUUGGUGAUUUUGAGAAAUACUGUGUAACUUAAAACCCAUUUUUUCUCUUUGGAAUGUUUCUUGUAAAGUGCAUGCAAUAAAUAUAUGUGUUCAAAGGGCAAACUAAA
Molecule: messenger RNA, 1774 nt
Organism: Gasterosteus aculeatus aculeatus (three-spined stickleback)
Lineage: Eukaryota; Metazoa; Chordata; Actinopteri; Perciformes; Gasterosteidae
Gene: rhno1
Product: RAD9-HUS1-RAD1 interacting nuclear orphan 1
Biological process (GO): cellular response to ionizing radiation; DNA damage checkpoint signaling; recombinational repair
Cellular component (GO): chromosome; nucleus
Source: RefSeq, a predicted model, not a curated record